Molecule: messenger RNA, 318 nt
Organism: Thlaspi arvense
Lineage: Eukaryota; Viridiplantae; Streptophyta; Magnoliopsida; Brassicales; Brassicaceae
Source: the annotation of a GenBank genome assembly
AUGAAGAUGACCAAAACCCUUGAGAGGUACCAACGUUGCUGCUUCAAUCCACAGGACAACAGUGUGGAACAUGAAGCACAGAGCUGGUACCAAGAGGUGUCCAAGCUAAGGGCAAAGUACGAAUCCCUUCAACGCACUCAAAGGUUGUACCAUCAACCCUGCUUUUCUGCAUCCAGGCACUUGCUUGGAGAAGAUCUUGGACCAUUGAGUGUGAAAGAGUUGCAAAAUCUUGAGAAGCAGCUGGAAGGAGCUCUUGCACAAACUAGGCAAAGGAAGACGCAGAUGAUGAUAGAGCAAAUGGAAGAGCUGAGGAGGAAG